AUGGCGGAAAAAGCGGAUUUGCUUUCCCUUGGAACACACUGUAGUUUAAAGGAUUGUAAACGGCUCGACUUUCUACCUUUCAGAUGCUCACAUUGCAAAGAGAUUUUCUGGUAACGGUUUUUUAAAAUAUUUUACUGAACACUUCUGACUGUGGGGGAAGAACAUCCACCACUGGAAAGUAGGGUAACUUUCAUUUUGGGGCUAGCUUUAACUAGUCCCGUUUGUAGUGUCAUUUUUGAGAGGUUAUAGAAUACAAUAUAGAGUCUUUACAGAGUGUCAAAGAAUCUUGAAUCAAUUCUCAGCCUUAAAAUUUUUUUUGAGCCACAAAGAUGCCUUUCUGAUCAUUUUUUUUUCAAAGUUUCAGCUCGACCAAUGGCCAUGUUUAAAGUUUGAAACUUGAAACUAGAUUCACCUUUUGUUUCUCUACUGUACUAAUUUAUUGUUCAGAUAUUAGGUAUUUAAUAUUUAUAUUUUUCUUUUUUAUGAGAAAUUAAUAACAGAAAGGAAAUGAUGAUUUUACGUAGGAUGAUUAUGCUCCUUGCUAUUCACUGUUAACUUGAGUUUCUUGUUUCCUACUAGUUUGGAUCAUCGCACACCUGAAGGCCAUCAAUGUCGAGAUGUCGUUACAUCUGAUGUAAGUAGUGCCAAAUAAAAAGUAACAGUUACUUGAAUUUUACUCCAGCCUGCUUUUUGCAGAGACUGGGGGUUUCAAGUGGUCUUGAUAAAACCCCUCCCCCACACUACUGCCUGAAAAGUUCCAGUAACUUUCAAAGAGAACCAGUCCCUUGAGCAGGAGGAUGUUGGUUCAAACCAGAACUGGAUUAUAAACCAGGUUCUUUGGUUCUUUAAAAUACUGGUAAUCGCUUUAUGUAAGGGAAUACAGAUUCCGGAAUCCAGGAAAUGUUUGAUUGUGGAAUCUGGAAUCUUGGACUUUUUUCCUUGUGGAAUCCAAAUUCCUGGGCUUUGAAAUCCAGAAUACAGUAUCUGGAAUCCAAACUUCACAGGGUGAAGUCCAGAAUGGAAGACUGUCUUGGAUUUCCUUACAAUAGGGUGAUGUUAAGAUCGGGCUGGCUGUGAUUUAAGCUAGACCUUGUUUCAGUUCAGAUGAUCGCAUUAUUGGGUGGUGAGGUUAUGCUGUUGGCCUCGUCUUUAUCCUUCAGAUUUCAUUAGUCAAUGCUAAAGAGUUUGAAAAGAGCAGGGGAUGUUUCCCUGGUGGUAUGGUCUACCUUUCAAACAUCAUUCAUAUCAUGGGCUGCCUAUAUUUCAAACAUCAUUCAUAUCGUUUUUUUAUGGAUGGGACAUGUCUUUUGGGCUGAUCCUGCACCAUAACUGAUUGAAAUAAAAAUUUUCCGAAGAAGAGGGCUUUUGCUUAAUGUGUUAAGAUACAUAUCAAACGAUAUAGCAGAUUUUGUAUGUCUGUCAAGCGACUGCACAGUUUUUAUGGAUGGGACAUAUCUUUUGUCCUCUCAUACUUGACAUUUCAUCCACUCAUUCAUUCAUAUUGCUGUAGCAGCUAUGUGUUGUAUUUCAGCAGCACAAAUUUAUUGUACUUUUUGCUUAUUUCUGGCUUCUCAACCAACAGGUUCAUGUUCCUGUUUGUCCGAUCUGUAAUCAAAUCAUAAAGAAAUCCAAAGAUGAAGAUAUCAAUAGACAGGUGAGCAAUUAAACUAAUCAUAUUUGUCUGAAAUGUGGUUGUACCUACUGAUGGUGAGUCACAUGUUAAAUAUGAAUUUUGGCAAGUUGUUAGAAGUACCUCUAAUUAAAGCUGCAUUCACUUAAAAUGCCAAAAUUUGGUGUUGGUUUAUGGGAUGUUGCCAAACCAAAGUGGUCUCCUUUAUAAAAAGGUCACAUAUCUUUUUAUUUACUAAUAGAGUAGUGCACAAAAUUCCUGAUUUUCAGUAUGAGCAGUUGCCAUGUUUUCUAUAAAAUUUAAUUUGACUUAUACUGUAAGUUUCAUAGUACAUAUACAGCAAACUUAGGCAUCAGACUGUGCAGUUUUUGCUUGUACUUUUGGCCAUGGUUGUUCAUGAGAGAUGGUUCUUUAACUGUUAACUUAAAAUUGAUUUGACUGGGAAUUUUUCUGGUUUGGAAAUGUUGUUGCUUACUAAUGGUGAUCUCUUGCACUGAUUUUAAGAAGUUAAUUCUCUCCCAUAGAAGUGGACUGUAUUAUUUUACAACUGGAAUAUAUUGUGCUGGGAUUUAAGGAUGAUGUUUCCGUAUCGUUUAAAAAACAGAAAAGCAAAGGAGUAUUGAUGUCACUGGACGGCAUUAACGGCCAGUUGAUUCAGACAUUACUGAAGGAAUGAAAACUACUCAAAGUAAUUGUUUGAAAUUCAGGCUGUUUAUUGAAAUUUCGAAUCACAAUAAAAGUUAUACUUUUCCUUUUUUAAAAAAAAAGCAAAACAAAACAAAUCUUAAACAGUGGCAUGCAUGUGUGAGAUGAUUGGCCGAUUUCAUCCUCAUUGUACAACUACUCAUUGCAGUUGUCAUUGUGUCAUUUGUUUUACAUGAAAUAGGUAGAACAGCAUAUUAUCAGUGGCUGCAAGACCCUGGUUGUUGGAAAACCAAAGAAAAGCAACAAGUGUUCUUUGAAAACUUGUCGGCAGCAUGGUCUUAUGCCAUUUGUGUGCCCUGACUGCCGUAAGAACCACUGUAUAAGGUGAGAAACAUUUGAUUGACAUUUACACCAUGAAAAGAAAUCAUUUUUUUUCCAUUGGUAUUAUGCAUAAAACAUUGCAAUCCAAUGAAUCAACCCAUUUGCUGCUAGAAACUUUUCUCCCAAAAAUGCCAUUUGAAGCUAGUGAAGCCCUUAUCUUAUGACAAGCUCUCCAAAAAGUAACUUUAGCUUAAUCAAGUGCUAAAGUAUGUCUUGGCUGCACAGGCUAAUGAAAAAGAGGCAAAUGAUCCAAAACGUGAUUAAUUUUUACAAGUUGAAUUAAUGCUAUGCUGGCUUUCAUUCCUGGUGUGUGAAGAUGACUCUACUAUCUUGGAUUUUGUCACAGCUCACUUUCUUUCUUUUCUUCUGUUGCUCCCCUUCCAUGUUUCCUCUUUUUGCAGGCCUUCUAGUGAGCUUUUCUCCCAUGAGAAGUCACAAGUUUUCACAAAUACACCAAGGAUCUAUAAAUAUAUUUAAAGAUAGUAGGGGUGUUAGUGAAUCAAUUUUUUUUUCCUGUGAAUGACUCAAGACUUAAUCAUGUUCAUUUGGGCAUGAUGUCAGUAGUACAAGGAACAUGGGUGUAAAUAAUCUGUUUUAAUGAUUCUCAAACCUUUAUAAUUUUGAGCAAAAGGUCAAGCACUAAAAAAGUAAAAACAAACAAACAUUCACAUCUGUUUUGCAAAAAAUUUCCAGCCAUUUUUCAUUUAACCCUAUAUCAGGCUCAAUUUUCGUUUCGCUUUGUAACAACAUUCUGGCGGGCAAGGUGAAACAAAUUCAGAGCCAAUUUUGGCGGUAGCCAUUACAGAGAAUGUAUGACUGAGAACUGCUAAAAUUGGGCCUGAUCUGAGGUUAUUUUUCAUUUUAAUGUCUGGGCAAUACCGUGGGUGCCAGAGACUUUUCAUGCACAGUUUCCAGUUUUGGUCAUGUCUUUGUAGUGACACAGCGACACUGUAGCAUUCCUCUGCAUACGGUGAGAAAAAGUUCUCUGGUACCCGGGAUAUGUAUGCAAAGACCUGUCUGUCUUACACAAAUUGAAAUGACUUCUUUUUUUUUCUUUUUCAGGCACAGGCAUGCAGAAGAUCAUCUUUGUACUGCUUUACAAGUGCCAAUUAUAUCCUGUGCUUGACACUGAAAUCAGUGAAGAUGAUGAUGAUGCUGACUUGGCGACUUUAACGUGCAUUGAAAAUGACAUUCAGCAAUGUUAACAAUAUAUGAAGUGUUUGAUUGCUGUAAUUAUUGGUCCAAAUGACCUGCUCUUGCUACUCCAUUGUAGAUAAAUGUGUUAAUAUAUUCCACUGCAAACUCAGUCAGCUGCCCUUCGCCAGCUAUAGAGGCCAUAAAUGACAAUUAUUUAUUAUUUACGGUAAAGAUUUUUAUGGAAGUAUAUUUUUCUUAAAAAAGUGAACAAUAUUAUUGUACACACAUCUUGCUGUUGUUCAUUUUUGUAUUCGAUUGAAGUUAUAAAUCUGAGCUAUGCUUUAUCUUUAGUGUUGUUAAUGGUAACCAGAAGGAAACCACAGCUGCAGUGGAGGCGUCACGCAAAUAAUGGGAUCAAUAAGCUUAAUUGUGCCUCUACACUUGCGUUGAAAUUUUGGUAUAUAAUGCUCUGCCGAUAUUUACGAACCUCAUUGAAUCCAAAGAUUUGUUGAAAAAAAGAACGCCUGAUGACCAAUUUUCCUUUCUCGCUUGAAUGGUCUUACUUACAGUUAUUUAGGAGCUUUAGCAAUAGGUUUUAGGCGAGCCAAGCGAUCCGAGCGGUAGUCUGGGGUCUGGGGAUGGGAAAAAACUCGCUUCCCUGCCAUUUAUUUUUUUGCUCUCGUUUUCAGCCUUUCUCCCCCACUGCGGAGCCUGGGUAACGUUAGGGAGCUUUAGCAACGCCGGAUGACAGUAGCCUACGAGUAGUUCCCCACUUUUUCUCAAGGAUAGUAGAGCGAGCUGAACGAGAGCGC
Porites lobata is the source of this 4605-nucleotide messenger RNA. Lineage: Eukaryota; Metazoa; Cnidaria; Anthozoa; Scleractinia; Poritidae. The record is from the annotation of a GenBank genome assembly.